This is a messenger RNA of Solenopsis invicta (red fire ant), 3421 nucleotides long. It is a transcript of the gene RhoGAP68F, whose product is annotated as rho GTPase-activating protein 1. Gene Ontology annotation, cellular component: cytoplasm. Bases 238 to 1704 code for a protein of 488 amino acids. The transcript is spliced from 10 exons. Gene Ontology annotation, molecular function: GTPase activator activity. Gene Ontology annotation, biological process: negative regulation of endocytic recycling; small GTPase-mediated signal transduction. Lineage: Eukaryota; Metazoa; Arthropoda; Insecta; Hymenoptera; Formicidae. The record is from RefSeq and is a predicted model, not a curated record.
GCGCAACGCAGUAACCAGUAACCACUAACGGGCACGGCGACAAAUGAAAGCGUGACGUGAUCCGUAGCGCGCGUCGUACUAGUCACAUACGUCGCGGGGUAGCGGAUAAUGUCGCCGCGCGAGGAGACAGCCGUCGUCGUGGGCAGCCGUCUGUAAGAGCAUCAUCGCCGAUCGCCACGGUGCCACGGUGCCCGCCGCAUCGUUGUCCCGCGCGCAUCGACGCCGGAAGGGAAGAGGAUGGAGGCGGACUACCAGCCGACGCUAAGUCCGUCGCGGACGUUGACAGGAAUAGGCAACGACUGUGAAGAUCCAUAUCCCAGCCUGUCAGAUUAUCACGAUUAUGAACCUAAUCUGGAAUUUGAUGAUACAGAAUUACAAACUACUUCAAACAAUGCGGCGCGGCUUCUGGAAGAAAAAUUGGAUUUGGUGAGCGGCAGCAUGGGUGCCGGGAUGGAUUAUUUGGAGAGUCCAGUGAGCGAUGGCACUAUCGAGGAGAACUUUGAGGAAGCAUUGGUAGAUGCUCCAGUUAUCGAAUCUGCGGACGAUCCUGCUUUAGACGAAGAACUCGCUGACGAAGAGGAUUAUCUUGACAUCUCGAGGCACGGUAUCGUAGAGGUGGUCGGUGAUGAUAGUGCAGGUCGUAAAAUAAUUGUCGUGUCAGCUUGUAAAUUGCCUCCCAUUGGAAAAGAAACUUUUAAUCAUGCUAAACUCCUCAGGUAUCUUACGCAUACUUUGGAUAUGUUCGUGGAACAAGAUUAUAGUCUUGUCUACUUUCAUUAUGGCCUUACGUCGAAAAAUAAGCCACCCUUGUCUUGGUUGUGGCAAGCGUAUAAAGCGUUUGAUAGAAAAUAUAAGAAGAAUCUCAAAGCUCUUUACCUAGUACAUCCAACUAACUUCAUUAGAAUCGUGUGGCAGAUAUUUAAACCAGCAAUCAGUGCAAAGUUUGGACGAAAAAUGAUGUAUGUUAAUUACCUGGAGGAAUUGGCGCAAUAUAUUAACCUGGAUCAACUAAUUAUACCACCUCAAGUAAUAGAACAUAAUGAACAAUUGUUGAUGAAAAAUAAGAAAAAUUUGCCAACGAGUCCGCCGCAAAGCGCGGUAGUUACGCCAGUUGGCACGACUCAAUUCGGUGCUAGUCUGCAGUUUAUAAAGGAAAAUAAUAAUGGCGAUCCGAUUCCACCAAUUCUAAGGCAAUGCGUAGAAUUUCUCGAUACACCGGACGCUCUAGAAACGGAAGGAAUAUUCAGAAGAUCGGCCAACGUGGCAGUAAUCAAAGAACUUCAGAAUCGCUGUAACCAAGGUUUACCUAUUGAUUUUCAAGGGGAUCCGCAUAUCGCCGCGGUAUUACUUAAAACCUUUCUUCGUGAACUAGACGAACCUCUCAUGACCUACGAACUAUACGACGAAAUCACGCAAUUUCAAACAUUGUUGAAAGACGAACGUCCGCGUAAAGUUAAGAUAUUAAUAUUGGAGAAACUCCCCGAGGACAACUAUCAAGUUCUUAAGUACGUCGUACAAUUUUUAUCGAGGGUAAUGGACCGAUGCGACCUGAACAAGAUGACUUCUAGUAAUCUCGCGGUUGUAUUUGGACCGAAUCUAGUUAGAGCACCGCCAGCACGUGGAAUGUCCCUCUCGGCAAUAGGACCCAUCAAUCAAUUCAUAGACUUUUUAUUCACUUAUCAAGAUAAGAUAUUUAUUAUUUAAAAGCGACAAAGCACCGAAGGCCUAAUUGUAAUAUUCAAUUAUAUCACACGUCCGCAUUUUCAUUUUCCGAAAUAUUUUUGUAUUCUACAUGAUAGAGGAAGAGAGAGAUGGAUAGAGAAGAAAACACUCAACUGUUCGUUUACACGUGAUUUUGCACAAGAUUUUUUAAUACUAAUAGGUAUAAUUUUCGGACAAAAAAGAGUAAAACGUUCGAAAAGAUACCGGCUGUGCGAUGUUGGAACGCCAGCUCCAAGAAACAUGUCCGUGUAUAUUUAGAGAAAAAUUACGACCAAAUACCAAAGAUACAUGAGAACGUCACACAGUGAGUAUAAUAUGUAAGAUUAUCUAGAAAUAAUGUUCAUCUAUUUAAUAAUGUUUAGAAAAUAAUAUAUUCGAGGAUGAAAGAAGAUAUCGAACGGGAUGCCUCCGUUGUCGCAAAAUCACAAACCGCAAUCUGUCUAGAGUUUUGUUUAGAUUAUUUCUCUAAUAUUUAUAGUAAAACUUUUAAACAACGAAUUAAUUUUUUUUUAAUAAGUUACGUGUAUUAUUUUAUGUAUAAUUUUUAAGAUUUUAGUUAUUUUUGUUUUGUUAUUUUCUAUUAUCAAUUAAAGAAUUUAAAUUAAAUUAAUAAUUGUUGAAUGGAUUCUAAUUUUUGUUUUGAUGAAUUCACAUUUGUAUAACAAUCAUGUUUAGUCAUUUUUUAUUAGUUUAUUUUUAUUUUUAAAUGAGAAUUAUCAAAAUUAUUUAAAAUCAUGCUAUAUUAAUUAGAGGUCUUGUGAAACCAAAUUUUUUCCAGAACAUUUUGAUGCAUAUUCUAAAUCUAAAGCAGAAAAAACUAUAAGUAACAAAUUUUUUUUUAUCAUUAGGCAUCUUUGCAACUCUUGCAGGGUUUGUAUAUACAUAUUGGAAAAAAUAAUAAUUCAAUAAUAAUUGUGGUCUAACGAAUGUAGUAUAUGUGAUACUGUAUUUAAGUAAACUCGAAAAGAGACAAGAUAUAUGUAACAAAAAAGAUUUAUAUAUAUAAUAUAGAGAAAUAUUACGUUAAUUUUAGAUAAUAAAAAUAAGUAUAUUCAUUCGUUUUAUAUAAGUAACAGAACACUUUGAUAAUUCAGACAAAAAUUAAAUUGUAUUUUCUACUUCAAACAGGUUUAUCUUGUAGCUUUCGUGACAUUCUCUCUCUCUCUGUUUUGUACAACCAUAAUUACACAAUAAUUUAUGUUCAUAGGAUUAAUGUAAUGUUUUAAAAAUUGUGCGUUAGUGCGAGUAAGUGAUUAGUGUGAUAUUAGUAUAUUCACCAUGCACUCCACAUAAAUUUUAGUGAUUGCACAAUAUUGUUUUUUAAUCAUGAUCUAAAAAAAGUUCGUCUGAUUAGUUUCUGACUUUAGUUUCAUAACAAGAAUUAAAAGAAAUGAGAGAGAGAAACUUGGCAUGAAUGCUAGGUACUGUACAGUCUAACGACUUGCGUGAGUUUAUCCGUCGUCUAGGAAUAAAGAUAAGAGAUUUAGCGAUUUUUUGCGGAGUAAACCGCAGAUUUGUAUAUCCCUUUAAAUAGUCCUGCCAUUAUGGGUAACUGGGAUAAAGUAUGGGCUUGGCAGCCUAAAACUUGCUCUCUAUCAUCAAAAGAAAGACUAACCCAGACCUGUAUAGAACUGAUGUGACUCGAUUACAUUCCUCGUUGUUGUCAAUAGAACGUGUAAUAAAGCAUGUUAAUUUAUAA